AUGGCAUCAAACGGCAAACUUGAAAAACUGUCCAAGUUAGAAGCAUUAAAACUUUUGGAGAAAUGCAGAAAGGAGAGAGAUGAUGCUAUACACAGAGAAAGUGUUCUCAGAGAAAGACUCAGACAGUAUGAGUCAAGGAUGCGUUCAACAGAGGCCCUGAAGCAGAAACUGAAGACCUUAACAGUGGACAAUAAGGAGCUGAGGAAACAAGUGAAGACUCUUCGUGCUGAACUUGGACUCGAGUCCAGUCCCAAGUUCCAUGGAAAAACUACAAAGGACAUAAUCAAUGACUUGCAUGACAAAGAGCGUCAGUGCACCUCCCUGGUUGAAAAGGCUGGGAAACUGAGCUUGACUAUUGACGAUCUGACAUCAGAACUGGCAAAUACAGUCACGUCUAAAACCCUUUUAGAAGACCAAGUGCAGUCAUUGCAGCAAAACCUUAAGGAUAUGACAAAUAAUCAGCGCCGUUUGCUGAAGUUGUGGGAGGACAAGAAGGCACAGAGGGAGCAGCUGUCUCUCCCUGCAAUCUCCCAGAGACCUGGACAGAGACCAGUGGUCCACAAAGCAGUUCAGACUGAGAUGUCUAUCAGUUCAUCCCAAAGGCUUCCCGUUAAUGCAUUUGAAACCAAGCCUUUCCGUCGAGAUAGUGAGAAAAAGUCUCUGUUGGAUAAACACAGUUUUGCAACUUUGGGAAAUGGCAGUCAUCACCACGACAGGAAAGCUUUCAUGAAUGAUGAAACUAAAGGAAUUCAGAACUGACCUGACUUGACUCAUUGCCUCUGACAGACUGAUGUUGAAUUAUGAAUUACAGGGGGAAUCAAACUAUGGCAAAUACAAUUAUACAUCUAAUGUAAAAUAUACCAACCUGAAA
Messenger RNA from Myripristis murdjan (pinecone soldierfish), 871 nucleotides. RefSeq lists its product as uncharacterized. The record is from RefSeq and is a predicted model, not a curated record. The transcript has a single exon. Bases 1 to 759 code for a protein of 252 amino acids. Lineage: Eukaryota; Metazoa; Chordata; Actinopteri; Holocentriformes; Holocentridae.